Molecule: messenger RNA, 3009 nt
Organism: Manihot esculenta (cassava)
Lineage: Eukaryota; Viridiplantae; Streptophyta; Magnoliopsida; Malpighiales; Euphorbiaceae
Exons: 5
Coding region: 129-2579 (816 amino acids)
Cellular component (GO): cytoplasm
Molecular function (GO): mRNA binding
Source: RefSeq, a predicted model, not a curated record
UUAACCCUUAUUCCAAACAUGUAAGGGUUUGGUCUGUUCGCUGACGCGCUGUCUCUCUCUCUUGAAUUCGUUCCAAAUGCAGGAUUUGGGCACCGUCUUCUAGCCCCCCCACUGUCGCUCUCUCAACAAUGGCUCAAACCUCAAUCUCUAUCCUCCUCAUGAGACGCAUCACCAAAGCCUCCCAAAACCCUAAACUCGCUUUCUCCCAUCUCUUUCGUAACCUUUCCCUUAAACCCUACUCCACCUCCUCCUUACCAGACCCACCAAAACCCUCUUCUCUCUCUGCCCGCAUGAGCUUUGUCUUUGAUCAAAUAGAUGCCAUCGAACGUGAACGUCUUCAAAAAGAUGAUACCCUCCAGAGAAUCCGUGCUUGGCGCCAAUCCAAAAAUACCGCUCAACAGCAGCAACAAAACCCAGAAACCAUUACCUCCCACAAUCCAGAAAUAUUGAGCUCGCGUAAUGAAGGCUUAGAGUCUGGAUUUAGAGAUAAUGAUGAUUCUAGUUUGAAUAUGAAUGAGAGUAACUCUGUCCUGCUGAUGAAGAAAACUGAGAUGGAGGUGGUUCACCCGUGGCCAGAAUGGAUAGAAUUGAUGGAAAGGUUGGUGCAUCAGAAUUACUUUGAUCAUAGAAGGAGAGAUGAGGAUAAAAUGGUUCAAGAUAUGGGGUUUGAUCCUCAUUAUGCGGGCAAUGAUGAUUACACUGGAAUUGACUUUAAGGAUUUCAAGACUGUACAAACAGCUUGCGUGAAUUUUGGCAAAGACCGGUUUGAUAUCUUUAGGUCAUUGUCGAGACAAGAUAUUCAAAUUUUGGUUGGCCAUGGGUGCCCAAGUGCAGACAAGAAGGUUGUUUUCUCUGCAAAACUUUUGAGGAAGCAUGUGCACCUUGAUGAAGGUGAUGUUUGUAGCAACUGCAGUUUGAGAAACUCUUGUGAAAGGGGAUAUCUGCUAACCAAUAAGGAAAAUGAGGCAUGUACCGUUGAUGUUAUGCGGGUUCUUUUAACAUAUGGUUUUGAUCCUAUAAAUGGAUCAGUAGUCAAUGAGUCUCUUCUGAAACAAAAGUCUGUCAAAACUGUAGUUCGUAAGUUACUUCAUGAGGUUGUAAAGCUGAGUGCAAUUCCUAUAGAUCCUAACCUCCCACCUCCAGUUAUUAAAAAGCCCCCGCCAAAAGUGAAGCAACCUCCUCCUCCUCCAAAGAGACGAGUUGGACGAGAUGAUGUUGAGAUGAAAAAGGGGGAUUGGCUUUGUCCCAAGUGUGAAUUCAUGAAUUUUGCCAAGAAUACAUUGUGCCUACAAUGUGAUGCGAAGCGGCCCAAGAGACAGUUGCUUCCAGGAGAGUGGGAAUGCCCAGAGUGCAACUUCUUAAACUAUAGGAGAAAUAUGGCAUGUUUCCAUUGUGAUUGCAAGCGUCCACCUGAUGAAUUUAUUGAAAAUAAAAUGGAACAGAUGCAACAUGUUCAUGAAAAAAGAUCGGGGAAGAGUCGCCCAGAAUUUUCUAAUGCCUGGAAUUUUGACUUUGACGACGAUGAAUCUGAUGGUGCUGAUGUUGCAGCUUUUGAGUAUGCAGAUCCUGCAGCUAUGAAGGAAGAAUCUCCUUUGGGAACUCCAGCUCAGGGAGGAAAUUUUAGAGGGCUUGAUGAUGAUCUUAACAUAACAAGCAGAAUUCCUAGGGUUCGUGAAAGAGAAUAUUCUGAUCCCAGACCUAACAGACAUGCAAUUGGGUUUGAUGAUUUUGACGAUGAAGAUGAUGUUGACAGUUAUGAGCUAGAUACUGAAAACAAUAGUCCUGCGUUGAAGGAAACUCAAAAUAAGUUUACUCGACAAGACAUCUCUGAAUUGGAAGAUGAUGAAAGUUCUGAUGAUGAGUUGCACACUCAUUCUAGGAAAAGUCCUGAAUCUUACAAUAAGCCAUCUAAGCAUAAGCAUAAAAAGGCAGCUUUAUUGGGCUCAGAGGAUGACGAAUUGAACAUUGAUUCAGAUGAAGAAAUUUCAGUUAGUCGCAAAUGGAAAUCUAGUCAUGUCUUUGAUGCUAAACAUAAAAACAGAGGUAGAAGUGCAACUGGUCUAUACAGGGGAUUAAGUUUUGGGUCAGAUGAAGAAGUUGAGCUUGAUUCUGGUGCAGAUGAUUUUGAUGAAGAUUUUAGCUCCAGACAAAGGAAAGGAAAUAAGCCGGAUUUUGGCAGAAGGAACUAUCGGAGACAUUCUGAUAAUGAUGAGAUGUUUUCCCAGAGAAAAAAUUAUCAGAAGAGCAAAAUGGAAGCUGGUGGAAGACGUGACAAGUUCAGAGGUCGUAGUGAUUAUGACUUUGUAAGAGAUCCAAAGGAUAAGAUUGGGGGCAGAAGGAACUCGUGGAAUAAAGAUUUUGAUAGAUCAUCUCACAGUUCACGUGGUGAAAACAGAGGAUUCCAAGAUAAUGGUCGAUCCGAACGUAGAAUGAAUGGUCGCGACUUUCAAAAUUUCAAGGGGCCAAGACAAGAAAGAUUUCGAAACCAGCAACGAGGUCAAUCCAGUGAUUAUAAGAUGGACAAGGACAAGGAUUUUGGUGGUGAGUUUAGAAACAGCAGACGAGUAAUUGAAAGGUAAAGUUGAACCAUGGAUGAUUUUUUUAUCUGCUGGUUAUGCAGAUGACUAUCAUUUCAGCUCCCAGUUAUCAUAUCAAAUGGUCAUUCACAGAUAUUAACUCAGGAAGUUAGAAAAUGGUAAAUGGUGAUCCCCCAAUCUGCAGAUUCUCAAUCAGAUUCAGCAAUUUUAUGGAGUCGCAGACUGCAACUAGCUGUCCCGCCCAGAUUGGUAAUGUGCCUCUCAAUUAGCAGCUGCUUGUCAUUUUCUGCAAGGUAGUCCAACGGAAUUGGAUUCUCUGUUGGCCUCCAUGUAUGAAAUGUACGCUUGUGUUCUCAUCUUUCUGAGAUCUAAUAUGGUUGGUUCUUUAGAUUCAACAGUUUUCUUGGUUAUUUUGAUUAGGGUUCAAUGUGGGUAGCUACUCAUGCUCAAUAAAAAUAUUUCUUUUAAUGCC